This is a messenger RNA of Clarias gariepinus (North African catfish), 5811 nucleotides long. It is a transcript of the gene fhip2a, whose product is annotated as FHF complex subunit HOOK interacting protein 2. The record is from RefSeq and is a predicted model, not a curated record. Bases 451 to 2679 code for a protein of 742 amino acids. The transcript has 17 exons. Lineage: Eukaryota; Metazoa; Chordata; Actinopteri; Siluriformes; Clariidae.
CGGGAGGUGACUGGUGAUUCCCAUCCUGAAUUUUCAUCGUCCAAAUCCCAAAGUACUGAUGUAGCCUAUUGUUCUUGUUUCGUAGUGCACUGACACACAAGGCAUCAUUUCAAACCCUGGAUAGUGCACGUAGAAGGGAAGUUUGUAAUCGAGCCCUCGUCUCCCUUCUGGCGCCCCCUGGUGCUGCUCUGUGGAAUUGAUUCCUGCUGUUUGGCCAUGAAAAUGCCACGGUGGCUUUAGCUGGCAAAUGUGUUUGUGUGCGAAUGUUUACUGGAAUAACCACGUGUUUUGAGUUCCGCGCUUGUUUUUUUCCGUAGUGUUACAGGAUUUCACAGGUAAAGGUCGCUUUAUGAAAGCUGCAAUCUGGAUCGCGGCGGCGGAAACAGAAAGAAGAAGAUAGAGGAGUUCUCUCGGUCUUCUCGCGAAAAACUCGUCCAGUCCAAGAACAAGAUGUUCUCCAAAUUCACUUCGAUUCUGCAACAUGCAGUGGAAGCGCUCGCACCAUCACUGCCCUUGCAGGAAGACUUUGUCUACCACUGGAAGGCCAUCACACAUUACUACAUAGAAACUUCAGAUGACAAAGCCCCGGUCACCGACACUAACAUCCCUUCCCACCUGGAGCAGAUGCUGGACAUCCUGAUCCAGGAGGAAGGAGAGAGGGAGUCGGGUGAGACGGGGCCCUGCAUGGAGUACCUGCUCCAUCACAAGAUCCUGGAGACCCUCUACACUCUGGGCAAGGCCGACUGUCCACCUGGAAUGAAGCAGCAGGUACUGAAUUUCUACACCAAACUACUGGGCCGAAUUCGCCAGCCGCUUCUGCCUCACAUCAAUGUGCACAGACCUGUACAGAAACUAAUCCGUCUGUGCGGCGAGGUUCUGGCUGCUCCGACGGAGAACGAAGAGAUCCAGUUUCUCUGCAUAGUCUGUGCCAAACUCAAACAGGACCCCUACUUGGUUAACUUCUUCUUAGAGAAUAGAGCAAAACGUGGAGACGACAAAGAAUCUGGAGCUGAUGUGCUCAAAGACGACCCGUCGUCUCCGGAUACAGGUCAGCAGCAGGGUGCUGGGGUAGCAUGUGAUGCCAGCAGUCCCGCAGACGGAGCAGGCGCCGCGAUGCACACUAACAAUGCUAACAACAGCAGCAGCUACAACCUGGUUAGCUCUCUGCUCAACCUGACCAAGAGCCCAGACGCCCGCGUGGUGGUGAAGGCGUGUGAGGGUCUGAUGCUGCUGGUCAGCUUGCCCGAGCCUGCAGCGGCUAAGACGCUAACGGACAGUACGGAGCUGUGUGAGCUGCUUACGGCUCGCCUCAUUACGUUCUAUCAAGCCCUGCCUCAGUCUAUAGACCCGCUUGAUAUCGAGACAGUCGAGUCGGUGAACUGGGGGCUGGACGUGUACAACUUGAAGGAAGAUGCUGCUGCUUUUGCAGGGAAGCGAGCGCUCAUUUCCUUCCUCUCCUGGCUGGACUACUGCGAUCAGCUGAUCAAAGAGGCCCAGAAGAGUGCAGCAACAGCUUUAGCUCGAGCCGUGAGGGAACGCUUCUUCGGGCCUGUGAUGGAGCCACAGCUCAUGCAAACGUCAGAGGUGGGCAUCCUGACCUCCACGGCACUGUUGAAUAGGAUCGUCAGGCAGGUCACAUCGGAGGCCUUGCUGCAGGAGACAGUCUACUUCCUGCUGGGAGAAGAAAUGGGUCCUGAGACGCUGGCCAGCAUUACUCAGAAUCCCCUGAGGAACAGACUUAUCGGGCACUGCGACCACCUCUCAGACGAGAUCAGCAUUAUGACUCUGAGGCUGUUCGAGCAGUUGCUGCAGAAGCCGUGCCAGCACGUGCUGCACAACCUGGUGCUGCGCAGCAUCGACGAGCGCAACUAUAUCGAGAACAAGGUGCAAGACGAGCGAGAGGAACGUGAGCACAUGGAGAACGGGCAGCCCCACGAUGCUGUUGAUUUGGAAGAGGACCCGCUGUUCUCGGACCUGUCUCCAGAUACCAGGCUGUCCAGCCCCGAUUGGCUGAGCUGCUCCCCGCCAGCCAGCACAGAACACGCAAAGCCUGAUGGGAAAACGGAAGUCCACAAAAUCGUUAACAGUUUCCUGUGCUUGGUUCCUGAUGAAGCUAAAUCGUCUUAUCAAGUGGAAGGCACGGGCUACGACACUUAUCUGAGAGAUGCACACAGACAGUUCCGAGACUAUUGCGGCAUCUGCCUGAGGUGGGACUGGCGCAGCAGCCCUAAGCCUAUAGAGAAGUGUAACCUGGACAUCCCCUUCUUUGAGGGACACUUCCUUAAAGUGCUGUUUGACAGAAUGGGACGUAUCCUAGACCAGCCAUAUGAUGUCAACUUGCAGGUUACAUCAGUGUUAUCGAAGCUGUCUUUGCUGCCCCAUCCUCACCUGCAUGAGUACUUGCUGGACCCCUACAUCAAUCUGGCACCUGGCUGUAGAUCCCUCUUCUCAGUCAUUGUCAGGGUGGUGGGAGACUUGAUGUUGAGGAUCCACCGUAUUCCUGAUUUUAAUCCCAAACUGCUGCUAGUGAGGAAGAGGUUACUUGGGAUGGAACCAGAGGGAUCGAGUAUUGAUCACGUGACGUUGCUGGAGGGAGUCAUCGUCCUGGAGGAGUUCUGCAAAGAGCUGGCAGCCAUCGCGUUUGUGAAGUUCCACGCUUCUGCAUCUUCAUCCCCCUGAGAUCCUGCUUGCUGUGCCCCCGACGCAAGCAUCAUCAGUCAGGCACAGAGACUCGGAGUGGACCGCUGGCACAGGAACCACCAACUGAACCCCCAUUCAUUCUUCAGAUCCGGCUCCUGCCUCUGAAGGUCCUGAGGGUCUACGCUUAUCUAUCUGAGAACAUGCAGGAGAGAUCAGGAUGGAGGAAAAAAAUGCCCACAGGUCAAACUUGCCCAGGUGUGAUGGAGACAGGUGGUUGUAGUAGCACUCAUGAUGCAUAUCCUCGUGCUUUAGCCUGUUUUUCAUUCAUCCAAAUGAUCACUUUUCCUCUUUGUUUAUUUUGCUAUUUUAUGUGGUAUUUUUAAAUUUGCCAUUUAGUGUUUUUAUGGGUAUUUCAAAAAAUUUUUUAUGUUUCUCUGGCUUUGCACAUGAACCUGCUGACUUCCAGGGUUUUUUUUUUUUUUUUUUUAAACCUGCAGCAUGUUUUACCUCGGACAGAAAUACUUAUUUAUUCUUCUCGAAAACGGAUAUAAAUUCUGUAUGAGUUGAAAAUAUACGUAAUGACCAAAUUUAAUUGUUAGGGAUACUACUUAAAAAAAAAAAAAAAAACUGACCUUUGUCUGAAAACAAAUGAUGUAGAACUUGGUUUUAAUAAGCUGUUGUUACAGUAACAUAUACCGUGCUUAUAUUAUGUUCUUAGGCGGAAAAGAUACCAAAUGAAUGGAUUAUUUUAUCCAUAAAACAUAUGCAACCUAAACCAUGAUCUGCAAUGUUAAUACGUAUUGUGAUCUCAGGAGCCGAAAAAUCCAACUGUGCUACUAAAAAAACAAAAACGAAGAAAAGAAAAAAGCAGACCGGACCUGCUUUAAUACUCCUCAUUUUCUCAGUCCUGAUCCCUCUCUAAUCUGUAAAAAAAAAAAUGUAAUGCGAACUCUGAAUGUUUAAAUUGGACUGCGCACGUUUGCACAUCAGAAAUCGGGUUUCACUAUAACGUCCUCGGCGAACUCUGCGUCACAUUCAUUAUAAGUCUUUAAGAAACCGUUUAUUUUUAUGAGUUUAGCUUCUUCAUUGCCUUAAAUGUGUAUAUUAAUUUAUGUCAUGCGUACGUGUGUGCCUUGUACUUCACUAGGAUUUCGCUGUUCUCAUCACUCUUACAUGUCUUAGUUAUUUAUUGCGGGUAAUGACUUGCUUUAUAAAUUUUGGAGAAUUUAAGAGGUUUUCUCCUUUUAUGAUUUCAGUAUUAUGACGGAGCAUCUGUCGUAUUUUCUUUUUCUUUCCCUCAUCAGCUAUAUUCAUGCAUACACCAGCAAUAGUGUUAACCACUAGACUUUUUCAUUUUUUCUGUAAAAUGCAUAAAGAGCGGUUUACAAUGUUGAAUUUGUCAGUUUUCCUGUACAGCUGAAUUUGUAAGACAUUAUAAAGCGGACUGUCCGGGAAGGUAGAGAAAACCCAGGCAUGUGUCUGAAAUUUGUAAGCAUUACAAUACAGCCGGGGGGGUGGAGUUAUAGGAAAAUAAUUGCUGCUGGGUAACAGCAUGCUUUGACGUAUUGUAUUUCACGUUUACCACAGCAAGGAGGCGAAUAUCCAAACAGCCCAGGUCUCUGUCUUAGUGCCUGCUGCUGUCACAUUGGAAUUUACACUGUAUUAGAUGUUCUAAUGUGCUAAUGUGUAGUAGAAGGUCAAUCCUCAAAAGAACUCUUAAGUACUGUAAGUAUGCAGAGACUAUAAAACCAAUAAAAGGCAGAUAUUGUGAAAUGAUUACCAGCACAUGCCUAUGUAACUCCUUUUGCUUUGGGUUUUAUUCCCAUUAAAAAAAAAAAAAAACAGAAUAACUCGCUGCCAAUUGAUCCAUUUAAUCGAACUUUCAGUUUAAUAAAAUUGCACAUUGACAAUAGACAGACAGCAUUGUCCUACAAAUUGACCUUUUUUUUAACAUAAAUACUUUAAAAUUCUUUCACUUGUACAAGGUUAUUAUUUUCGAUUUUCUUUCUUUUACUACCAAAGGGUCCUGUGAUGUACAAGUGACUUGUUUGUUGUAAAGAUCCUUAUUUCUUGAUCUUGCACAUUUUAUACCAUAAAACUUCACUCACUUUUCUCUUUAUCCUGUAUAUAUGUGUACAGUGAUGUGAAAUGCAUGUGAACUCUUUUUGGGAGUAAAGAAAAGUAUCUUUGUUUUCCAUCAUCUUUGAUUUUUUUAUCCAUUCAUUUAUUACCCUUUCAGUUGCCAAUUCAUGCAUUAGUCUAUUAAAAAAAAAAGAUGCAUAUUCUCCAGGUUUGGGAAAAGUGGAGAUCACUAGGCACCUCAUAAAUCGUAUGCAAUUACUAGAAGACUUUCACAAGUUCUUCAUUUUGUCCUGAGUAACUUGCUGCUUUAAGACCUGUUUAACCAGCAUACAGAACACUAGGCUUAAUAUAUUUAUAGGAAAGAUGUGAGGAGGAAAAAAAAAGAGAGAAAUAUUUCUCUCUUUAUGAUUAUGAACCUUAGACUGCUGUCAUUCUGCAGCCUGCCAAAUAAAAUGUUUUUUUUUGUUUUUGUUUUUGUUUUUCUGUUUGGUGAACAAAAUGUGACUCAGAAAUGUUUAUCGGAGUUAAAUAUGUAAAAUGGAAUCUCAUAACUCAUUAACACAUGCCUAGAUGUGACAAAUGCCUUACUUGGGUGUAGCGGAGGAUGGCAUUUAUGCCCUCUUGAGGUAUACACUUAACAGUGUGUUUUAUUAUUAUUAUUAUUUUUACUGGUGAUGUUUUGUGAGUAGUCAAAGUAGAAAGCCACCAACUUCGAUUCUAUCAGUGUACUAAAUGCUUUCCCUGGGUUUUAUUCACUCAGACCAUUCACUGUUCUGCUCGACGGAUUUGGUGGCAGCUUUUGUCGAAAUGAAGCUCACAACAUUGCAUCAGAUUGACGCACAAAGUUAAAAGUCACUGCCAAUGAGCUGUUGUUUAGAUGAUUGCGUCGCAUUCUCCAUCUUAGUCCAUUAGAGUAAGGAUUACUGUGUGUUGGAAGGGAGUUGCACUCUUACGGCCCUCAGACUAUAUACGCUGAACAUUGUGAGUCAGCAUCAAACACAUCUUGUUGCACCUUUCAUCUGUUUUGUAUAAGAAAAAAUUGCUUUCUUAUAUACUUUCCGUCCUUAUUAAAAGAUUCAUUUUCUCCAA